This is a messenger RNA of Staurois parvus, 216 nucleotides long. NCBI's taxonomy places the organism in Eukaryota, Metazoa, Chordata, Amphibia, Anura, Ranidae. The record is from the annotation of a GenBank genome assembly.
AUGUCAGAAGGUUACGCCAGACUGCGGUACAGAGACACUUCCCUCCUCAUCUGGCAGCAACAACAGCAGAAGCUGGAGACGGCGCCACCUGGGACUUAUCUGAGCCGGAGUCAGAGUAUGUGGUACUCACAGUAUGGGAACCAGUCCAUCUUAGUCCGUGACAAGGACAGCAUCUCUAGAGACACUGGACAGUCCAAGUUCUGCACCGUAAUGUGA